CGCUCACUGUUCUCAUUUCUCUCGCCAGUGCGGGCGUUGGGCGCACAGGCACCUACAUUGGCAUCGACGCCAUGCUGGAAGGCCUGGAGGCUGAGAACAAAGUGGACGUCUACGGUUACGUGGUCAAACUGAGGCAGCAGAGGUGCCUGAUGGUUCAAGUGGAGGCACAGUACAUCUUGAUCCAUCAAGCCUUAGUGGAAUACAAUCAGUUUGGAGAAACAGAAGUGAGCUUGUCUGAAUUACAUCCAUAUCUACUUAACAUGAAGAAAAGAGAUCCACCCAGUGAACCAUCUCCAGUAGAAGCUGAAUUCCAGGUAAUAAUAAUGAUAGCAAUAUUAGUAAUUAUGGGUAAUUUUUAUUAGUGCCAUCUGUUUUCCAGCUGUUUGCUUUGCACUUGCAUUUGGUCCACACCAUAAGCAGCAGAGCACAGAGAAGGAAACUAGGACACAGGAGAGUUUAAGAGAAAUGCCUGAAUUUGCACAACUAUUACGUAGGAGAUUUGUUUAAACCCAGAAAUCUGAUUCUAUCACUAACAAUUUUAACCAUUCCCCAUUAAGCUGAUAUAAAAUACAGCGCCCAAACAGCAGCGUAUAUAUUGGUCUGCCAAAGGCAAUGUAGCAUAUCGCCUUUAAAAACUGUGCCUGGUUUUUGGUUUGUAAAGGAAAUAAUUAGAGCAAUCUAUGACUACUUAGGAAGCUGAACUGGCUGGGGCUGGUUGGUAGAAAGUAAAGGUUAAGUACAGGUGUCCUC
Molecule: messenger RNA, 750 nt
Organism: Microcebus murinus (gray mouse lemur)
Lineage: Eukaryota; Metazoa; Chordata; Mammalia; Primates; Cheirogaleidae
Source: RefSeq, a predicted model, not a curated record